This is a messenger RNA of Cynoglossus semilaevis (tongue sole), 4152 nucleotides long. It is a transcript of the gene epha8, whose product is annotated as eph receptor A8. Lineage: Eukaryota; Metazoa; Chordata; Actinopteri; Pleuronectiformes; Cynoglossidae. Gene Ontology annotation, cellular component: plasma membrane; dendrite. The transcript is spliced from 23 exons. Gene Ontology annotation, molecular function: ATP binding; transmembrane-ephrin receptor activity; protein binding. Bases 1036 to 4122 code for a protein of 1028 amino acids. The record is from RefSeq and is a predicted model, not a curated record. Gene Ontology annotation, biological process: protein phosphorylation; axon guidance; ephrin receptor signaling pathway.
CACGUCCGUUAGAAAGACUAGGCCACAGUCGCCCGCCUCUGACAACUAGCUUGGUUGAGUUAGCACUGUUAAGAAAACAAGAGGGCCCAAGGUUGGAUACAAAUAUUUAAUUUGGUGAGGGUCAAAAACGACCACAUCGCAAUUUUUUCAUACUUGUGCAGUGUGUUGAACAUAGCACCUACAGAAGAGAGAUCCUGUUUAUUUUAGAAAUUUAAAAAAUGGCGACUGUUUAGUACCAGAGAUUUGCUCUGUACCGACUCACCUGGCUAGUACUGCAGUAAGAGAUCAACUGCAAUCCAUUGCAUUUGUGGCCACCGUGCAGCUAAAAACAAAAUUAUUCAUGCUCGUGUAGUGUUUAGGUAAUAAUUUUUAUUUUCAAGUCUCAAAACUUCAGUGUGACCCUUGGCCCCUGUUAAAUAAAGAACAUUGUCAUAAAAAUCCAGAACCAGAAGGCUGACAUGGUUUUCACCUUCGGUUUUUAGUGUGAGUCGUUUGAAGAAGCUACCUCCAUACCACCACCCAGCUCUGACUUCCACCUUCUACAUCAAACAGACUCGAGACCCACCUUGACGUAGCCUAAGUAACUGGGAGAUGGUGUUUCCAAGGCAACAAGGUGAGUGUUCAAGUUCAACACCUGGUUCACACUCGGAGUGGAGAAGCUACGGUACAGUGUGCCAUUCCCCUGACCGUCUGACCCACAGAUAUGACCGUAGGAAGUGAGAGUCAACUCGGCAGUGAACGCAUGAAUGUGUGACUGCGUGUGAGGGAGACACAAGUGAACCACAGAACCACAGAGGCAGAGAGGCAGAGAGCUCUCCUCAACACAACACUCCAAUGAGCCCGCAGCCUUCACACGCGCGCACACAAACUCCUCACCCACAACACCAGCUCUCCAUUCAGCUGUCGGACACAGAGGAAGGAGCAGGAGAGGAGAGAAAGACAGACACGCAGCGAGAGGGAGAGUGAGGGUGAGGGAGUUAGAGAGGAGAGGAGAGGAGAGGAGAGGGAAUCACUUCGGCUGUUAGAGAGGACAGCAUGGCUUCAGAUUCGGGACUGGCUGCGAUGCUUCUGUGGACUAUAUCACUACAGGGUAUUGGCACGGCGCGAGGCAGCAGCAACGAAGUGAAUCUACUCGACACCACAACAAUCACAGGAGACUGGGGCUGGCAAACAUAUCCAUCACAUGGGUGGGAUGCCAUUAACGAGAUGGAUGAGUAUUUCACUUCCAUCCACACGUAUCAGGUGUGUAACGUGAUGAGUCCUAGCCAAAACAACUGGCUAAGGACGGGUUGGAUCCCUCGGGAGGGAGCCAGGAGGAUCUACAUCGAGGUCAAGUUCACCCUGAGAGACUGCAACAGCAUGCCGGGAGUACUGGGUACCUGCAAGGAAACAUUUAAUAUGUACUACUAUGAGUCUGACAGACCAGUGGGCUCCACGAUACGGGAGAACCAUUUCAUUAAGAUUGACACCAUUGCAGCGGAUGAGAGCUUCACAGGGGUGGACCUGGGAGUACGCCGGCUUAAACUCAACACCGAGAUACGUGGUGUGGGCCCGUUGAACAAGCGAGGUUUUUACCUGGCCUUCCAAGACAUCGGCGCCUGCAUCGCUCUCACUUCCAUCCGGGUGUACUACAAACGCUGCGUGGGCGUGAGCCGUAACCUGGCUGUGUUCACUGACGUGGUCACCGGUGCCGACUCUUCCUCACUAGUGGAGGUCAGAGGGCAGUGUGUGGACCAUGCUGAAGAAAGAGACACGCCCAAGAUGUACUGCAGCGCAGAGGGAGAGUGGCUGGUCCCUAUUGGGAGGUGUGUGUGCUCGGCUGGAUUUGAAGAGCACAGAGACUCGUGCGUGGCCUGUGAGGUUGGUUUCUAUAAGCCCAGUGCAGGUGAUGGUCUGUGUGGUAAAUGUCCCCAGCACAGCCACUCAGAAACCAGAGCCGCCCUUUCCUGCCCCUGUGACUCCAAUUACUACAGAACGGCAGAAGACACAGCAGCAGCUCCAUGCUCCCGCCCUCCAUCUGCUCCUGUAAAUGUCAUUUCCUCGGUCAAUGGGACAUCUGUGAACUUAGAAUGGGAUCGUCCUCUGGAUACUGGAGGUCGCAGUGACCUGCAGUACAGUGUUUUUUGUCAAAAAUGCUCUAGGGAAGGAGGGCCCUGUGAGGACUGCACAUCCUCCCCAGGAGCCACAAGUGGAGGAAAGGCUGGUGGAGCGGCGAGUAUUGGGGCAGGUGGAGGAGCAAUAGUGGAACGUUCAGGCACUGCAGCAGUUAAAUUUAUACCUCGACAGAGUGGGCUGACAGAGCCUUGGGUGACGGUGCUCAACCUAGUGGCCCACACCAACUACUCAUUCCGCAUCAUGGCAAUAAAUGCAGUGACGCACCUGAGCAAUGAAGUGUCACCAUAUGUUACAGUCAACAUCACAACUAAUCAGGCAGCUCCUUCUGAAGUGUUAGCUCUUCGCCAGGAAAACACCAGUCAGAACAGUGUGACUCUCCUAUGGCACGAACCCAACCAGCCUAACGGAGUCAUCCUGGAGUACGACGUCAAAUUCUAUGAAAAGGACAACGAAGAGCAGAAUUACUCCACUCUGAAAUCUAAAAAUACAAGUGCCCUGGUGUCUGGGCUGAAGCCGGGCACCAAGUACAUCUUUCAGGUCCGAGCCAGAACGUCAGCCGGCUGUGGACGCUUCAGCCAGAAUGUGGAGAUUCAGACGGGGAAAGCUGCUCCCCCGCGCCACAACACCAUGACCAUCGUCUGGAUCUGCAUGGCCCUCGUUUCUGGCUUGGUUGCUUUUCUGGUUAUCUUCAUCUGCAGGAAACGGCAAGGCUACACUUUACCACACUACCCAUCGCUGCUACACUGUGGCUACAGCAAAGCCUUCCAGGACUCGGACGAAGAAAAGAUGCAUUAUCAGAAUGGUCAUGUGUCCUUUCCUGACGGAAGGUUCUACAUUGACCCUCACACAUACGAAGACCCCUGCCAAGCAGUUCAUGAGUUUGCCAGAGAAAUUGAAGCUUCCAGGAUCAAAAUAGAGAAAAUUAUCGGUUCAGGGGAAUUCGGAGAGGUAUGUUAUGGGCGUAUGAGGCUCCCAGGAAAAAGAGACAUCCCCGUGGCUCUGAAGACUCUGAAGGCAGGAAACACGGAGAAACAGAAGAGGGACUUCCUGGCAGAGGCUUCCAUUAUGGCACAGUUUGACCACCCCAACGUCAUUCACCUGGAGGGAGUGGUGACGCAGAGUAAACCAGGGAUGAUCAUCACUGAGUACAUGGAGAACGGCUCUCUGGACUCUUUCCUUAGAAGACACGAUGGCCAGUUCACCAUCAUCCAGCUCGUAGGGUUGCUGCGUGGCAUUGCAGCUGGAAUGACCUACCUGUCUGACCUGGGCUACAUCCACAGAGACCUGGCAGCUCGCAACAUCCUGGUGAACAGCAACAUGGUGUGUAAGGUGUCAGACUUUGGCCUGUCCCGGGUGUUAGAGGAGGACCCUGAUGCUGCCUACACCACCAGUGGCGGAAAGAUCCCGAUCCGCUGGACCGCUCCAGAGGCAAUCGCCUACAGAAAGUUCUCCUCGUCAAGUGACGUGUGGAGCUACGGAGUGGUCAUGUGGGAGGUGAUGUCCUAUGGAGAGCGACCAUACUGGAACCUUACCAACAGAGAUGUGAUCAAAUCCGUGGAGGAGGGCUACAGGCUACCAGCUCCGAUGGGCUGCCCUGCUGCUCUACACACACUCAUGCUGGACUGCUGGCAAAAAGAUCGAAACGAGAGGCCGCGCUUUUGCCAGAUUGUCACCGUUCUCGACAAGCUUAUCCGCAACCCAGAGAACCUGAAGUCUAUUGACACACUCUGCAGUCUAAACAGUCCUCCACUGAUGGAGAGAGCUAUCCCUGACUUCAGCAGCUGCAACUCAGUGGACGAGUGGCUGGACACCAUAAAGAUGGGUCGCUACAAGGACCAUUUUGCAGCAGGAGGGUACCACACUCUGGGGCACAUCAUAAGCAUGAAUCAAGGGGACAUCCAUCGGCUUGGAGUGACUCUAAUGGGCCACCAAAAGAAGAUCAUGACCAGCGUCCAGCUGAUGAGAGUGCAGGUCCUCAACAAGAGCGUGCCGUCAGUUCACGUAUAAUUUUCAGCACUGAGGUUUUCCUCCUACAGU